Anopheles funestus (African malaria mosquito) is the source of this 749-nucleotide messenger RNA. It is a transcript of the gene RpS26, whose product is annotated as 40S ribosomal protein S26. Gene Ontology annotation, molecular function: structural constituent of ribosome; mRNA binding. Gene Ontology annotation, cellular component: ribosome; cytosolic small ribosomal subunit. The coding region runs from base 126 to 473 and encodes 115 amino acids. Gene Ontology annotation, biological process: translation. Lineage: Eukaryota; Metazoa; Arthropoda; Insecta; Diptera; Culicidae. The transcript has 3 exons. The record is from RefSeq and is a predicted model, not a curated record.
UCGGUUUGAUCGAUUUUAUCUUUGACACUGACAGCGCAAACGUCAGAGCGACAGGCUUCGAGCAAGCGAGAAGCAGGCCGUGUCGUUCUCUACUUCCGUGGUACUGUUACUGGUCUGUCACCAAAAUGACUAAGAAGAGGCGUAAUGGAGGACGGUGCAAGCACAACCGCGGCCAUGUGAAAGCCGUCCGCUGCACCAACUGCGCUCGCUGCGUGCCGAAGGAUAAGGCAAUCAAGAAGUUCGUCAUCCGCAACAUUGUGGAGGCUGCUGCAGUCCGAGAUAUCUCCGACGCCUCGGUGUACAGCUCAUAUGUACUGCCGAAACUGUAUGCUAAGCUGCACUACUGCGUGUCAUGCGCCAUCCACUCGAAGGUUGUCCGUAACCGUUCGAAGGAGGCUCGUCGCAUCCGUACGCCACCACAGCGAUCGUUCCCGAAGGACAUGAACCGGCAGCAGAACGCUCAGCGAAAGUAAGCGCUGCUCUGUUGGGUUGAUAUGCCUGGCUGAUCGUCCCGUCCGCCUUACAUCAACAGUGAUAGGAAAAGCGAUCAGCUGCGCGUUGUUCGAUCAGGAUGGGAUUUCCGACCGGCGUCGGAAACGUUCGCUUCUUGUGAAGCAACAGUGUAUUUUGCAUUCAAGUUUCGUGUUUCUAGCAUUAUUGUAAGAGGGAACAGAAUGUGGAGAAUGAAAGAUUCGAGUGAAAUAUAAAGGCCACCAUGCUGAAAGGAAUUCCAUCUAAUCGAAAUGAAA